Messenger RNA from Hydatigera taeniaeformis, 306 nucleotides. NCBI's taxonomy places the organism in Eukaryota, Metazoa, Platyhelminthes, Cestoda, Cyclophyllidea, Taeniidae. The record is from the annotation of a GenBank genome assembly.
CUUCUUGAGGCUUUAGCACGUUCUACCCUCUUAUCUUUAGAUACUGUGGACCCAUGCAAGCAGCCGAUUGAGGCGGGCGAUUGUAUCGGCUUCUUCCCCAGAUGGGGCAUGAAUCAGGAGACCGGUCAAUGUGAAGAAUUCAUCUUUGGUGGUUGCGGUGGGAAUGACAAUCAGUUCGACACAAAGGAGAAAUGUGAAGCCUUCUGCAUACGUGGGGAGCCCAAUGGCGAAACCACUGACUCUUCGAGCCUCCCGAUUUGCACCCUAUGCCAUCCCCAGGAGAGGUUUACGACAGCUGUACUAUAA